AUGGUUCGCGGAGGAGCACGUGCAGGGAGAGGGAGAGGGAGAGGAAGAGGACGUGGUCGUAAUGGGCCUAAUUCGGUUGAGACUGCAUCUGAUACAGCAAGCACUCAUAACAGUGUGCAUGGAGUGGAUCCUGAAGUGCUGAGGAACCUCGUGAUGGACUCACUCAAAGAGAUAUUGGGGCAAGCACCAGGGGCAGAUGAGCAAUCUUUGAUUCAAAAGUUCAUGAUGGGUUUGCGGCUGGAUAUCCGUAAGAUUUGUCAGAUUCGUGAUUAUGGGAGUCUCAUCGAGCUUGCGGAGAGAGCUUCUAUGAUAGAGAAGACAAAUGAAGCUGAGACCAAGUUGGUCAAGAAUGCUCCCCAGAGGACCACCAGAGCACCAGAUCCACCAAGACAGAAGCAUGGUAAUCGGAGUAGAGUGCAGGCAAAUGUCCCAAUGUGUGGUAAGUGCGGCAAGAAUCACAAUUGA
This is a messenger RNA of Arabis nemorensis, 465 nucleotides long. The record is from the annotation of a GenBank genome assembly. Lineage: Eukaryota; Viridiplantae; Streptophyta; Magnoliopsida; Brassicales; Brassicaceae.